This is a messenger RNA of Tetranychus urticae (two-spotted spider mite), 1367 nucleotides long. RefSeq names its product retinol dehydrogenase 13. Lineage: Eukaryota; Metazoa; Arthropoda; Arachnida; Trombidiformes; Tetranychidae. The record is from RefSeq and is a predicted model, not a curated record.
UAAAGCUUUCAUAGCUGUAUCUAUGCAUGUCACAUGGCAUAAUGUUUUGUUGCCAGUCUCUUCAAGCCAGAUGAUUUGGCAUGGAGAGAGAUAAUAGUGAGAUGAUAAAUUUUGAUCCUAUGAGACAAGAUUUAUAUUGGCUUGUCAACUCUUGUUUAUUAAAAUAUUAUAAUAUUUCUUUGGUGUCUACACCAUUUAUGUUCAUCAUGGGAAAAGUAAAUAGAUUAUCCGGUGAUAUUAGUGCCAAAGGUAAGACAAUCUUGAUUACUGGUUGUAAUAGAGGAAUUGGUCGGACAACAGCCAUUGAUCUUGCUCGAAGAGGUGCUUCAGUCAUCAUGGCUUGUCGCAAUAUUGAAGCUGCAUCAAAGGUUGCUGAAGAAAUUAAAAGUGAAACUGGGCAACAAAGUGCGACGAUAAUAUCACUUGAUUUAUCAUCACUUUCUUCAAUCAAAAAGGCAGCUGAUGAAAUCAAUAGUAAAUAUGAUAAAAUUGAUAUUCUUAUCAACAAUGCGGGAAUCUAUGGAUCAGCUGAUAGAAAGAUAACUGAAGAUGGAAAUGAAAUGCAUUUCCAAUCAAAUCAUUUGGGGCCAUUUCUUUUAACUCGAUUAUUGUUACCCAAACUGAAAGCUAGUUCACCUUCAAGAAUUGUUAAUGUUUCCUCUGAAGCUCAUCGAUUAACUCGUUCAAUUGAUUUAGAUGAUGUCAACUUUGAGAAAAAGUAUUCCUCCUUCAAUGCUUAUUGUGUUACUAAAUUGGAAAACAUUUUAUUCACUAAUUACUUGGCUAGAGAACUCAAAGACUCUGGUGUUACCGUGAAUGCUCUUCAUCCCGGUACUAUCGAAACUGGUCUACUUAAUAAUUCAGCUUUCUCUAAAUACUUCUAUGGUUGGUUAGGUCCACUAAAACGCUUAUUUGUCAAAAGUGAUGAAGAGGGAGCUCAAACAACAGUUUAUUGUGCUUUGGAACCAUCACUGAGUAAUGUCACUGGUAAAUAUUUUGACAAUUGCAAAGAACGAAGUGCUUCCAGCCUGGCUACGGACUUAGGGUUGGCUAAAAGGCUUUGGGACUUAUCAGAAAAGAUGACAGCCAGUUAUUUGGGACUAAAGACUGAGAAUAACAAAACCAUGCCUUGAACUAUCAAUACAAAAAGAUACAAACACUUUACUUAAGUACUUUGUAAAUUAAUUAAGCUCUAGAUAUGUUUAUCCCUACUUGAAUCGGCUAAAAUUUACAAUUUUCUCAAUCACAAAUCUUAGGUUUGUUUUUUCUGUGAAUUUAACAAACAGUAAAUGGGUUCUAAAAAUGUACUUGCAAUGUACUUUAUCUUACUUUUUGAUUUUCUCGUUAUAAAUAUGUUUCUCUAUCAA